This is a messenger RNA of Camellia sinensis, 926 nucleotides long. Lineage: Eukaryota; Viridiplantae; Streptophyta; Magnoliopsida; Ericales; Theaceae. The record is from RefSeq and is a predicted model, not a curated record.
GUUGUACAAGUCUGCUUCUCCGUUGUCUUUACGUAAACGAAUCGAAUCGAAAAACGAUCGCUUUGGAUGACAUUCCUUGUGGAAUAGAGGAAACCCAAACUUUCUCUCUUCUCUGUCGUGUUCGACUCAAAAAACCUAAACACCUCUCCUUCAUUUUCAAUUGAAUAUUGACAGUAUUGACAAUCACUCAAUUCUUCUCUCUCUCUCUCACUCUCUCUAUUGAUUUUGACUGCUUUUGGAUCAAUCAGACACAGUCUGCGUAACCCAAUUCUUGAAUUCGAUUUCCUUUCUGUUUCGUCUUUGAGACCAAUCGGAGUAGCGCGAGUCUUGCCAUGGCCAAAAGCUCCUUCAAGCUCGAACACCCCCUGGAGAGGAGGCAGGCGGAGUCUGCUCGCAUCAGAGAGAAGUAUCCCGAUAGAAUACCAGUAAUUGUGGAGAAGGCUGAAAAGAGUGACAUUCCUGACAUUGAUAAGAAGAAAUAUCUUGUCCCUGCUGAUUUGACUGUCGGGCAGUUUGUUUACGUUGUUCGGAAGAGGAUUAAGCUCAGUGCUGAGAAGGCUAUUUUCGUCUUUGUCAAGAACACGCUCCCUCCCACAGCCGCCUUGAUGUCUGCAAUUUAUGAGGAAAACAAGGAUGAAGAUGGGUUUCUUUACAUGAUUUACAGCGGUGAGAACACAUUUGGCUCCCUCUAAAAAUCGCGAACUGAUGACAAUUUUUUGUAAAUAAAACUCCUCCCAAGUGUAAAUUCUCAGCUGUCACUUUUUUAGGCCAACGGUGUCUGACCAUUUACCCUACUCUUACUCUGGAUGAAUGGUGUUAACUUUGAUGCCAAAUGGAUUUGAUUAUAAGUGGUUUGCUCUUACAGUUUGGAUUUGAAUGGAUGAAAUUGCAUUUUAAGUAAUGUGCCGAUUUGUUUUUGUGUUUUA